This is a messenger RNA of Aspergillus heteromorphus CBS 117.55, 664 nucleotides long. RefSeq lists its product as uncharacterized. The transcript is spliced from 2 exons. The record is from RefSeq and is a predicted model, not a curated record. Lineage: Eukaryota; Fungi; Ascomycota; Eurotiomycetes; Eurotiales; Aspergillaceae. The coding region runs from base 68 to 664 and encodes 198 amino acids.
GUUGCCAAGUGGAAUACCUCCACGACAUCGAAGGCCACCACCAAGAACACAAGGCGAACCGACCAAAAUGAGCGAGCUUGAGACUCUCCAAUCCAUCCUAUUCUCAGGACCCUGGAUCUGGGACUCAAACGAACACAGCCAGAUUGAAUUCAACGAUAAUGGCACCGGCACACUAAUAUGUCGACAAGAGCUGAACGUCUGGAUCGCAGCAGAAUUCGACUGGAAGCUCCCAAGUUCCGAAGUCUUACAGCAGGUAUUCAAUUCUCAUACCACUUCCAGAAAGCCACAAGUAAUCACCGAAUUCGACAUCGAAAUGACGCUCACGAAACGCCGCAUCCCUGGUCGCGAACUGCCGCAUUACAGGAUCAACGAAUGUCUACUCACCGAGAAGGCAUUCGAGCCGAAGAUGUACACAGUCAGAAUUGAGAAAGGGGUACUCCUCACCCAGUCCGAUAGGAUGUAUGCCGUGAGCACGAGAGAUUCUAGACGCUUCACCUUGCGGUUGGUGCUCGAUAAGUCGCCGUUUCCUCCGCGCGAGGAAUGGAAAAGGGCAGAGGGAGCGCCGGAUGCGUUGAGGUUUUGGGAGUGGACGGAGCUCUAUGCGCGUGGGAUAUCGGCGGCGGAGAUGGGGGUGUGGACGCGGUUUUGGAAUUUGUUCGAUUGA